AUGGAGACCAAGAGUUCUCCCCAGAUGAAGACGCCCAGCAGUCGAGAUUCCACCGCAAAAACAAUCAAUCCGGCAUCUGCAAUUUCCUCCGAGAGUGCCAAGAGCAGCAGCUACCUGGUCCAAGGUCAAUUUGAGCAGCUCAGUUCCCCAACAGGCGGAGCGUCUAUCCAGUGGCCAAAGUUGAAGAAGAUUCACAAAGAGACAAACCAUGAAGUGCAAAAAGAGCCACUUCCGUGGCUGAAGAGACCGUUGCGUCGUGUGCAUAAAGAGGAGAACAUAUCGCAGCAAGCUCAGGAACAAAAGGCUGCUGAUGUUGAGUCAUGGAGAUCUCAGCUUCGAAAAGUUGCAGCCGCAGAAGCCGAGUCUGCUGAGGGACACGGCACACAUCACGCCGAUCGCAAGCGGGCAGACAGUUGCGUCUCGUGUGGCCACGACACACCAUCACCGCGUGUUCCCGCCGACGGGCGAAACAGUACAUCAAAUGCUGUCAAAGCCUCUCUAGAGGAAAUUGGCAGGACGGAGCAAGUCGCUCAGGAGGAUCAGGCUUACGCAAUGAGACAUAAGCGCCUCGAAGAGAUGAAGAAAUCGAUCUCUCAGAGAUCGAGCUCAAGGAUAUCGACAACGACGAAGACUGAAUCAAAGACUGUGAGCCAAGUCACACGAAAUUUGGAGGCUACUCACUCUACUUCGGAAACGUUCGAAGUCGAAGACGCCAGCGCCAACGGCAGCGUGGAGCUGGUGGAGCGAUUGUCUCGAUCUCUUGAUGACGAAGUCGAGGUAUUCAGUCCGCUACCAAUCAUGCCACCGAACCAUACAUGCUCUUGGAAGGAGAGAUAUCUGAAUUUGACAGCGGAGGUGCGGGAGUUGAAGGCGGAAAUCGUUUCUCGAGAACGACGCGACACGCCUGGGCACGCGGACGUGGGUGUCAACGUCAGCCAGGAUGAUGAUUACGAAUUGGGAGUCGAAGGGCUCACCAUUGUCAUGCAUCUCAGAGGCAAAGACGAUUUGAUCAUCAACACUGACUUGACGCAUGCCUCUUCCGGACUUUGA
This is a messenger RNA of Colletotrichum costaricense, 1050 nucleotides long. RefSeq lists its product as uncharacterized. The record is from RefSeq and is a predicted model, not a curated record. Bases 1 to 1050 code for a protein of 349 amino acids. The transcript has a single exon. NCBI's taxonomy places the organism in Eukaryota, Fungi, Ascomycota, Sordariomycetes, Glomerellales, Glomerellaceae.